AUGGUACAGCAAGGUGUGAUUGUCAAGAGGGCUUGUGAGAAGUCCUUCUAUGGUGUCAACUGCAAUCAAUCCUAUCAGUGUAGUGGGCACGGGACAUGUGAUCCUGUCAGAGGCUGUGUAUGUGACAUAGGCUGGGAGGGAGUCAACUGCAACAAUGAUAUUGAUGAGUGUACACUAAGGACAGACAACUGUUUGAUUGGUGAUGUUUGUGUUAAUGCUUUGGGAAGCUAUUCCUGUGUUUGCCCUAUUGGAUAUGUUAGAAAUGGAACUUGUCAAGAUAUAAAUGAAUGUGUUGAUCCUGCCCUAAACAACUGCAACCCACUUAUUGAAGAUUGUGUCAAUAACUUUGGUAGUCAUGUCUGCAACUGUAAGCCUGGAUAUGCAAGAAAUGAUAAAGGGGACUGCAUUAAUAUCAAUGAAUGUGCUAAUGGGGACCAUCAAUGUCAACAAAUCUGUGUUGAUGUGCCUGGAAAAUACAACUGUGAUUGUAACUACGGGUAUAGAUUAAAUGAUGAUAGGCUAACAUGUCUACUAGUGAAAGAUGUAUGCAGUGAUUUUGAGAAACUGAACUGCUCUCAAGGAUGCACAGUAGACUUUCAACAGAACACUUCAUAUUGUUUUUGUGCUGAUGGUUACAAUCUAGUUGGCAAAGACACAUGUGAAGACAUCAAUGAAUGUGAAGUAUCAACAAAGAACUUGUACAGCUUCAAGUCUGGAUGUGUUAACAGAGUACCAGGAUACAGCUGUUCAUGUACCCCUGGGUCAAGUUUGGACAAUGAUGGACGCAACUGCAAUAGAGUUUUCUGUGAUGUGGAUGUGAACCAGUUUACAAAUGGGGAAUUACAGUGUAAUGACAGACAGGAUUGUGUGAGUCAUAUAGGUCCUGAUUCAUGUGUUUGCAAAUCUGGUUACAGACUUAAUGGCACAUUGUGUGAAGAUGUCAACGAAUGUUUGGAUCCAAGGUUAAAGACUUGUCAGCAGACAUGUCAGAACUCUGUUGGUAGCUACAGCUGUGGCUGUUAUAAAGGAUUUGCUUAUAAUGCAUCAACUAACACAUGUGAUGAUAUCAAUGAAUGUGCUCGACAAAUAGACAGAUGUACAAGUGUAUGUAUCAACACAUUGGGCAACUACAGGUGUUCAUGCACACCUGGCUAUGUCCUCAACAGAGAUGGAUAUACAUGUGAUGAUCUCUAA
Molecule: messenger RNA, 1194 nt
Organism: Biomphalaria glabrata
Lineage: Eukaryota; Metazoa; Mollusca; Gastropoda; Planorbidae
Product: fibulin-2-like
Exons: 10
Coding region: 1-1194 (397 amino acids)
Molecular function (GO): calcium ion binding
Source: RefSeq, a predicted model, not a curated record